AGCAGCAGCUGCUGCCUGAGCACCAUUCAAGAGCAGCAGAAGCAGAAAGCAGCAACUCCGCCAGGCUGGCAAAUCAACUAGCAACAACAACCACCACAGACAGGAGGAGGAGGAGGAGGCUGCAUCUGGCAGGGGGAAACAAUAAAACAAGCAGGGAAGGAUGAAGGAUGGAGAAGGCACAACACUUCUAGGAAACUCCUUGGAAUGGCUCUGUCCGGGGGCUCCGCGGGGGUUGACAAGCUCCGGUCGAUCCCUCCCGCUUUCUCUGCUGGGAUUAUGAGCAAGGGCGAGAUUACGGAUCUGGAGGGGUUGUGUCUGCGCUGAGAUGUCCACUUGGGCUGGAAAGUUUCUCCAUGGUUUCUUUAUGGUGCCUGAGCUCCUCGCUGCCAGCUUUGAUUCCCCCCCAGUCUUCCUGGGCAGCUGUCCAGAUGAUGUACCCAUACCGUAAGCAGAAGAGGAUGGGUUUCUAGAGCACUGCAGCUAAAAUACGAAGGAAAUGAUCUGGAAGAAGCUUCCAAAAGAUCACUAAAAGGCACUGGCUUCUGCGCGAUGCUUCGGCUAACACCAACCCCCUACACUGUGCUGUGUAACCCUGUGACCCUAUUAGAGGAACAGGGCCCAGGAAAGAUCUUAGCAGCUUCUUUAACGACCUCAUUCUCUACCCAGCACGGAUGAUCUUCUGUUUGUUUGCACUGGUGACACGACUCUUUCCUUAUCUCGUUUGGAGUCUGUAGAAAUCAAUUAGCUGUUUGCAAAGAGUGAACUGAGCAACGUCAUGGGAGGGAUACAUGGCUGCUUCUCUUCCCAGGUUACCUAACGGUGCUAUCUUGGCUGUCUGGACGCGUAAGAGGGCCCAGCUUGUUAGUGAUUGAGACCCUGCUUCUCAGGAUUUUAACUAAAAAGGGAUUUCCCUGACUGUGUUAAAGCACGGGCAUGUUGUGAGGUAUCUGUCGAGGAGCUGCUCCUCCAGCUCUGUCCCCGGCCCUCACCCUCUUCUCUCCCUUUUGCUGCAGGAGCUGGAGCCGCUCUAGGGAGCAGUGCCCUGGGUAGCCAGCCAUGAUCGCCACUGGAGGCCUCCUGAGGAUCUCGGCCAGGAAACAGGACCCCCUGCGACCCCAGAGCCAGCCCCCCAAACGCAAACGCAAAGCCAGAAAGAAGCGCAAGAACGACGUGGUGGUGGUGAAGGGCAAGCUGAAGCUGUGCUCCGUCUCGGGGCUCAUCGCCCUCUGCGGCAUCCUGGUGCUGCUGGUGGGCAUCGCCUUGGCCGUGGUGGGCUAUUGGCCCAAACCCAGCCCCGUCUACCGGGAGGGCAGCUUCGGGGGGAGCAAACACCUGCCCGCGCAGGGCGGCGCCACCAAAAACCGCUCCAGCCGGGGCCAGCCGGGGGCGCAAGGGGGAUCCCACCCGGACACCCCUAGAGCCAACUCCUCCUCCUCCAGCAGCAGCAGCCGGGGGUCCCCCCGCGCCGUGCCGGCCCCUUCCUCGGUGGGAUUCCUCUUCCAGCUCUUCUCGGGCUACCUGCACUCGGACAAGCUCAAGGUGCUGGGCCCCCUCAUCAUGGGCAUCGGCAUCUUCCUCUUCAUCUGCGCCAACGCGGUGCUGCACGAGAACCGCGACCGCAAGACCAAGAUCAUCAACCUGCGGGACCUCUACUCCACCGUCAUCGACGCGCACAGCCUGCGGGCCAAGGAGGGCGGGGGCCCGGCCGCCGCCCCGCUCAAUGGCUUCGUCAGUUACGUGCAGCAGGCCCGGGGGCUGGGCGGCGGCGGCAGCGGGGGGGAAGCCUUGGGCGCCGCGGCCAGGCUGGCCCAGAGCUCCUGGCCCCAGGCCCUGGGCGCCCCCGCGCCCCGCUGUUCCUCCUUCUCCGCCUCCCCGCCCAGCCUGGCCGAGGCCGUCUACAGCAUCUACCGGGAGCGAGCCGCCCUGGCCGGCCGCCCGCUGGGCGCCGCCACCCCUCCCUGCAGCCCCGCGCCCGGCUGGGGCCGGCGCAGCACCGCCAGCUCCCUGGUGGGCUCCUCGCUCAGCGCCUUCACCCUGCUGCCCCUGGGCCAGGCCGAGGGCACGGGCGGGGAGAGCUGCGGCUGGCGGCGGUCGCCGGGCGAGCCCGGGGCCAGGGCGAGCCCGCGGGGCGAGUUCGAGCUGAGCCUGAGCGAGCUCGGCAGCGGCAGCCCCCUAGGGCCAGGGCAGGGGCGCAGGCACAAGCGGGUACUGAGGCGUCAGAGCACAAGCUGCCUGCCUGACGCCAGGCGGCCCCUCUCCCUUGGCUCCCCUCAGACUCGGGCUAGCAGCAAGGAGCUGGACUCCACCAGCCUUUUAGCCAAGGCUGCUUCUUCCACCUACUCCAGAUCUCUGGAUCUGGGCGGCUCGCCUCCCUUCACUCCGCCUGGGGUCAGGAGAGGCUCCCAGUCUGACCCAUCCAGCAGCAAUAAGGGCUACACGCACCUGGAGGAGGCAGGCACCUCCUUGGAGUCUAUUGCCAACACCCCCGCCAGUAAAACCCAGGACUGUGAGGAGGACCCAAAAGGGGAGAUCGGCCCCCUAGAGGGAGCCAGUAAAGAACAAACAGUGCAGCAACCUCAGCAAAUUCAGAGACAAUAUACAAAGAAAGAGAAGCUCUUCAUGAUUUCCAGGUCACACGCCACGGCAGGGAUGGAGGAUGGGGAGCUGGAAAGCACGGGCGUUUGAACAAACAGAAAGCAUCAGGACAACUUGCAAGCCCUCUGCCUCCUUGUGGACGGAACCCGGUCAAUAUCCAAAGAGCUGCAGUAUGUUAUCCUUGAAUUGCAUUCAAUAAAUUCCCGUAGAUGAUACCAGGAAACAAAAAAUCUUUCUGUCCGAUUGUGAUUGUAUGUUCCAUGCAAACCAAAUUGUAUUACACAUCAAUAGUCCAGCAAGUUCUUCGAAGCAAAAGAAUACAAUUUUGGACAACAUAACUGUGCACUUUAUAGUUUUUAUUUCUAAGUGCCCCCUCUCCCCCUUCCUUGGGUACUCUGAUGCUGGUUUGUCACUAACUGCUUCGAAACCACCACCUCCUGUUCUAGCUCCAGAGCAAGGUGGUUUUCCUUCAGCAAAGCUGAGCCUGCCCCCUUUGUUUUGGUUAAAUCACUCUAAAAGUUUGCAGGGCCUUAUGGAUGAAGUAUCUUCACAAAGAACACUCUUACAGGCAUUUGUUUAAAUUCUGGAAAGAUGACAAGAGAGGAAAGAGUGGAGCUGGACAGAGCUCUGAUAAUCUAAUUGGAACUGUUACAGUCUUAAAUUAGAAACCUAAUAAGACAUGAUACUUUUAUUAAGUAUUAUCACACAUGUACCAAUAGCAUUAAUAAAUUUUUUUAAAUAAAAAUGUUUAAUCAUAUUAAAACAGUUCUCGCCCCUACAGCGCUUACAGAUCAAAGACUACUUUUGUAUCAAACUACGAAGUAUUAGAGACAAGGUAGAAAGGACGAAGGUGUGUUUAUGUUGCUUUUGACAUGGUAAUAGUAAUUUAGUAAUAUUUUCAAAACAAAGAUAUUUGGGGUUCAAUCGCUGAGCACACUGCACUUUAGUACAAGCAUCAGAUUCUGCCUUUAUUUCUAACCCUUGUUUAACUGGAAUUUUAGAUGGUAAGGAAUCAGAGAUUUCAAGAUUCUAAAGAGAAAAAUUGAUUAAGGUUUUACCUUCCAUUAAAAUUAGAUUUUUCAUGACUAAUACAUUAAUCUUAGAAACAGUGGCCCAUACUUCAUAGAUCUUUGACUUUCCCAAGAACAGUCACUCUAAGAUUAAGUUUUUCCAAUCUUGCAAACACUUAUGCACAUGCUUACCUUUAAGGAUGUGAAUAAGUCCUAUUAUAUUCUGAGGGUGAAAUUCUGUCCCCAUUGAAUUAUAUGGGAGUUUUGCCAUUGACUUCAAUGGAGGCAGGAUUUCACCUUGAGUGAGUUAAAUAGCAUGUUUCCUGAUGGUUGGACUAUAUAUAUAUAAUAUAUGAAUCAAACAGCUAUUUGGUAACUGGGAAUUAUUUAACUUUAAUAAUUAUAAUAAGACUGGCCUUUGCUUAAUUUACUAGAAAAAUCUCUUUCAACUCCUAAUUUCAGAUACCAACAAAAUUUUCUA
This is a messenger RNA of Malaclemys terrapin pileata, 4086 nucleotides long. RefSeq names its product transmembrane protein 200C (gene TMEM200C). The transcript is spliced from 3 exons. The record is from RefSeq and is a predicted model, not a curated record. NCBI's taxonomy places the organism in Eukaryota, Metazoa, Chordata, Testudines, Emydidae. Bases 1057 to 2685 code for a protein of 542 amino acids.